Molecule: messenger RNA, 2279 nt
Organism: Prionailurus viverrinus (fishing cat)
Lineage: Eukaryota; Metazoa; Chordata; Mammalia; Carnivora; Felidae
Gene: H1-6
Product: H1.6 linker histone, cluster member
Exons: 1
Coding region: 1076-1921 (281 amino acids)
Biological process (GO): nucleosome assembly
Cellular component (GO): nucleosome
Molecular function (GO): DNA binding; structural constituent of chromatin
Source: RefSeq, a predicted model, not a curated record
UUUCCGUGAAAACUCUAAAACCAAGACAACUACAGCACCAGUAUGCAAAUCCUCUCCUUAAAGCCUUCAGGCGGUUCUCCCGCCUGCAGAAUAACCAAGUUCUCGCGCGAGCAUUUGGGGAUCUCCACGAGAUGGUCCCUAUGGGGUUUUCCUCCGCUGAACCCCGGGGAGCUUUGGCCGCACCGCGUUGCUCUCCUCCUGGAAGGUCUGGCCUUGAAGAACAACCCCCCCCCCCCCCCCCCCAUCUGGACGUCUUACAGAGGCAAGUCCUAGGAUAAGCCCAAAGAAGCCUCCUGAACCUUGUUGCCUGAACUCUCUUCCAGCUUUGCAGGCACAUCUGCCAACUCAGUUCUGUUAGAGAUCUGGGCCUGUGGUUCCCACUGAGCUCUUCAGCCACCGUUCCUGCCUCCCGUUUUAUAGGCGAUUGAGAAUAAGGACUGUCUCUUUUUCCGUGUGUGUGCUUGGCAUCAGGCAGUGGGGGUGGGGUGGAGUGGGGUUUGGAUGACUGGAAACAGAAGCAAAAUUCAGUUGAGGACGUCAGCCACGGAGGUGACAGACCUGAUUUGGACUAAGCAGAUAUCAUGUGUUAGAGUCUUAAGGGUCUUCUAUCAAACUGCAUGGACGGAGGACUGGUUUGGGUCACGUGCCACCCACAUACCUUGCAGAUUACGGUUUCUUAGAUUGUGUUUGCCCAAAUAAAGUCGUACUCUGCACUCUUUGGCCGAUUCUAUAAGCAUCGUCUAACUACACAGGGAGCCAUUUAAGCGACCUGUGUUAUUUCCUUCACAUACAUAGAGAAUUUCCCAUAAAAACCAGUGCGUGAAUAACUUGUUUUCUCCACCGAUUGGAAGCCCCCCAUUUGGAAAACUACUCAGAAGAGAUGAGGUAAGUUUUGCGCUAAAACUUACUUUUACAUUACAAGGAAAAGAGCAAGUUUUCUUCUUCUCCUUGAAUUUCGCCGAAAAUCAAGGGCUUUAUCUGAUACUUCGGGCAUGCAAGGUCAUUUCUCAUGAAAAGGUGAAAAGGCACGUGAAAUCCGGAUCUCCACGGAUCACUCAGCAGUAAACCCUGGGCGAUGCUGCUCAGAGGAUUGGUGUGGGAUCCAACUUUUGGGGGUAAAAGAAACACAAAGGCUCCUCCCCCGAGGGGCGGGGCGGUGCCUGACGAUGCGCCAAUCACAGCGCGCCGUGCUCUAUAUAAGGCUUUGAGGCUCCCCCUCCAUCCCUGCCCCACUGCACUUUACGCUUUUCCUGGUACGUCAGGUCUGUGUUUCUUUCUCCGAGACAUGUCGGAGACGGUUCCUGUGGCCACAGCUGACACGGCCCCGGCCCCUGUGGAGAAUCCUCCAGCUAAGAGGAGGGGGAGAAAGCCGGUGGGCAUGCCAGGCUCAAGUCGCAAGACCCCGAGCCUUUCUGUGUCCAAGCUGAUCACGGAGGCUCUCGCCGUGUCCCAGGAGCGAGCUGGCAUGUCCCUGGCCGCGCUCAAGAAGGCGCUGGCGGCCGCCGGCUACGACGUGGAGAAGAACAACAGCCGCAUCAAGCUGGGCCUCAAGAGCCUGGUGAGCAAGGGCACCCUGGUGCAGAUCAAGGGCACCGGCGCCUCGGGCUCCUUCAAGCUCAACAAGAAGGCCAUUCCUGAACCCCGCAAGAGCAAGGUCAAAAGGCCCACUUCUGCCAAGGCGAAGAAGCUGAUCUCCAAGGGUUCGAAGUCCCCGAAGAGUGCCAAGACCACCCAGAAGGCCAAGAAGCCUCGGGCAGCAACAGCCCCGAAAGCACCCCGAGGCAGCAGGAAGGCUAAGGGAGGCCGGGGCAGGCGGCCGGCGCAGAGCCCAGGAAAGGCCCGAGCAGGGGAGCCCAAGGCUGGGAAGGCCAAGGUCACCCAGCAGAAAACCAGCACCAGGAAGGUGGCGUCCAAGAAGUAAACCGAAGGCUGAUUCUCAAAGAACCCAAAGGCUCUUUUAAGAGCCACCCCAAAUACUUUAAAAAGGGCUCGGCACUGGAAGCUUAGAAGUUCGUAAAUAGGUCACCGCACGGUCUACUAAGCAAGUUUCAUUGUAAGAUGUGGAAAAUUUCGUCAGAUGUGUCGCCCAAUAGGGAUUCCAGUAUUUGAAAUUUUUUCCUGUGUUGCCUGGUCCCAAAGAGCUUAAAUGUUUCUAGUUACAACACGGCAUAUGGGGGAGGAGGCUGGGGGGGGGGGGGGUGGCGCAGUCGUUUGUGUCCGACUCUUGAUCCUGGGCUCAGGUCAUGAUCUCACAGGUUCCUGAGUUCGAGCCCCACAUC